Messenger RNA from Dibothriocephalus latus, 405 nucleotides. NCBI's taxonomy places the organism in Eukaryota, Metazoa, Platyhelminthes, Cestoda, Diphyllobothriidea, Diphyllobothriidae. The record is from the annotation of a GenBank genome assembly.
CGGCCUGGGAACGACGAGUUGAAGGUCUGCCCCGAUCCGUGGCCAGCCUCGGAGCAUCCCCAACUAACUGCGCCUACACUUGUUAGUCUGACUGCUCUGCUUGCGGCUGCUGACCCCACUGCCGGCGUCAAAGAGGCCAGCAUGGAAGUACCAGCUGUCAGCGAUGACAGUUACAACCGACUGCUUAGCGUUCGUCUGCCCCCUUCUCCCCAACCCUCCCUUACGAGCAGUUCCUCAGCUGACGAAACCACCUCUAGAGUUCUCUCUUCCUCUUAUGCUGCCAUUGCAACCUCGCGUAAUGAGCUGACGCAGACGGCCGAAUUUCCUUUUCUCCACGCCUACCAUGACUCGCAAUCAAUUUUCCUGUUGACGUCUAUGUUAAUGACGCAGAAUUUACCAGCAUAA